Molecule: messenger RNA, 603 nt
Organism: Penicillium malachiteum
Lineage: Eukaryota; Fungi; Ascomycota; Eurotiomycetes; Eurotiales; Aspergillaceae
Exons: 2
Coding region: 1-603 (200 amino acids)
Source: RefSeq, a predicted model, not a curated record
AUGCCACAUUUCCCCAUGGAUUCCGAAUUAAAAUCUACAGAGGGUGCUUCUACCGACGUGCAAAAUCCUUCAAUUCAAAUGAAAAACCGCCGAAAGCGGUACUUAGACCUCCAUCCAGAAUAUUUCUCGGCGGAGCUCGAGCUAGCCGACCCGUUACUGUACGAUCGUCUUAUCCGCCGAUUUCAGACUCCGCAGGAACGGGAAGCGCAAGGGCGCGAGAAGGGAUUCUCGGGUGUCUUACAAGCGGACUUGUUACGUUCCGAGGCUAAGAUGGACGCGCUGGCGCAUCCUGAUCCCGCUUCGAUGCUGAGCUAUACCCGUGGACCGAAUGGAGAGAUUCUUGCAGAGGAUCGUGAUGAUAUUCCUUCCAGCAAGGAGGAAGGAGAGAAACAAUGGCAAUGGGAAAUGAGGCUACGCUUUAUGAGAGGCGAUGAUGAUGAUUUUGAUUACAAGACUGUUGAUGACAACGAGGAUUACGAUGAUCGGUCUGAGGAGCAGGAUGAGUACUUUGAUGAGGAGGAGCCAGAGUGGGUGGUUGAUGACCUUAGAGGCGAGAAUGCGACAGCUCAGCUUCAGGGUGAAACUGGUAUCCAGGACUUCUGA